AUGGAUUUCCAUACAGAGAUACUGAUCUGUUCCGACCUCCCUUUCGUCACUAAUGGAGACGUUUUCUACACUGCUGGAUCCCCUGACAACAGAUCUCUCUAUUCUGGAGCUACCUACACGUGCAAUCCUGGCUACACUCUCAUUGGAGGGAGCACCACCAGGGCCUGUGUGAGUGGAGGGAGAUGGAGUGGGUCACCUCCAACUUGUCAAUACAUAGGGCUCACUACUGCUCCACCCAUCACCUGCUCUGACCUGAUUAAUCCGACCAAUGGAACGAUCGGCUAUGAUAUGGGGACUGCUAGUUCAAGACCAGUGUACACGGUGGCCACCUACACCUGUGACACUGGAUACACUCUCAAUGGAGACACUACCAGGACUUGUAGGAGUGAUGGAAUUUGGAGUGGAUCAAGUCCAGUUUGUCAGCAGAUACUGAUCUGUUCCGACCUCCCUCUCGUCACUAAUGGAGACGUUUUCUACACUGCUGGAUUCCCUGACAACAGAUCUCUCUAUUCUGGAGCUACCUACACGUGCAAUCCUGGCUACACUCUCAUUGGAGGGAGCACCACCAGGACCUGUGUGAGUGGAGGGAGAUGGAGUGGGUCACCUCCAACUUGUCAAUGUGAGUUUUGUAACUCGUACACAGUUUGCAUUUCGUGUAUAGACAUAGGGCUCACUACUGCUCCACCCAUCACCUGCUCUGACCUGAUUAAUCCGACCAAUGGAACGAUCGGCUAUGAUAUGGGGACUGCUAGUUCAAGACCAGUGUACACGGUGGCCACCUACACCUGUGACACUGGAUACACUCUCAAUGGAGACACUACCAGGACUUGUAGGAGUGAUGGAAUUUGGAGUGGAUCAAGUCCAGUUUGUCAGCAGAUACUGAUCUGUUCCGACCUCCCUCUCGUCACUAAUGGAGACGUUUUCUACACUGCUGGAUUCCCUGACAACAGAUCUCUCUAUUCUGGAGCUACCUACAUGUGCAAUCCUGGCUACACUCUCAUUGGAGGGAGCACCACCAGGACCUGUGUAAGUGGAGGGAUCUGGAGUGGGUCACCUCCAACUUGUCAAUACAUAGGGCUCACUACUGCUCCACCCAUCACCUGCUCUGACCUGAUUAAUUCGACCAAUGGAAUGAUCGGCUAUGAUAUGGGGACUGCUAGUUCAAGACCAGUGUACACGGUAGCCACCUACACCUGUGGCACUGGAUACACUCUCAAUGGAGACACUACCAGGACUUGUAGGAGUGAUGGAAUUUGGAGUGGAUCAAGUCCAGUUUGUCAGCAGAUACUGAUCUGUUCUGACCUCACUCUCACCAAUGGAGAUAUUGUCUACACUGCUGGAUUCCCUGACAACAGAUCUCUCUAUUCUGGAGCUACCUACACGUGCAAUCCUGGCUACACUCUCAUUGGAGGGAGCACCACCAGGACCUGUGUGAGUGGAGGGAUCUGGAGUGGGUCACCUGCUCUGACCUGA
Messenger RNA from Halichondria panicea, 1473 nucleotides. Its product is annotated as P-selectin-like. The record is from RefSeq and is a predicted model, not a curated record. The coding region runs from base 1 to 1473 and encodes 490 amino acids. NCBI's taxonomy places the organism in Eukaryota, Metazoa, Porifera, Demospongiae, Suberitida, Halichondriidae. The transcript has 6 exons.